AUGGCGGUGAAGAAGGCGUGCGAGUCCUUCUCGAAGAGCUUGAUUGACGAGGUGCAGAGAUGGGGGUGUAUGAAGCAGACGGGGGUGAGCUUGAGGUACAUGAUGGAGUUUGGGUCGGAGCCGACGUUGAGGAAUUUGUUGAUUUCGGCCCAGUUUCUGCACAAGGAGUUGCCUAUCAGGAUUGCCAGGAGGGCUAUUGAGCUCGAGACUCUGCCUUAUGGCUUGUCCGAGAAAUCUGCUGUCUUGAAGGUACGAGACUGGUAUUUGGAUUCCUUCCGCGACCUGAGAUCCUUUCCUGACAUCAAGGAUGAAAAUGAUGAGAAGGAUUUUACACAAAUGAUCAAGGCUAUCAAGGUGAGACACAACAAUGUCGUUCCCAUGAUGGCUUUAGGUGUUCAACAGUUGAAGAAAGGCAUUAAUCCAAAGAUUGUCUAUGAGGAUCUUGAUGAGAUUCACCAAUUUUUGGAUCGCUUCUACAUGUCGAGAAUUGGAAUUCGCAUGCUGAUCGGCCAGCAUGUUGAGUUGCACAAUCCCAAUCCCCCUCCUCAUUGUGUGGGUUACAUACAUACAAAAAUGUCUCCACUAGAGGUAGCACGAAAUGCCAGUGAGGAUGCUCGCUCGAUUUGCUUUCAUGAGUAUGGCAGUGCACCUAACGUCAACAUCUAUGGGGAUCCUGAUUUUACCUUCCCAUAUGUUCCUACACACUUACAUCUUAUGGUCUUUGAGUUGGUUAAGAAUUCUCUGCGUGCUGUCCAAGAGCGUUUUAUGGACUCGGACAAAGUUGCACCUCCUAUUAGAAUUAUAGUUGCUGAUGGAAUUGAAGAUGUUACGAUCAAGGUCUCAGAUGAGGGCGGUGGCAUACGAAGAAGUGGACUCCCCAAAAUUUUCACAUAUCUUUAUAGCACUGCAGCGAACCAUGUGGAUGAGCAGACAGAUCUUGGGACUACUGAUUCAGUUACAAUGGCUGGAUAUGGGUACGGGAUUCCUAUAAGCCGCUUGUAUGCUAGGUAUUUUGGAGGAGAUCUGCAAAUAAUCUCUAUGGAAGGAUACGGGACUGAUGCAUACCUCCAUUUGUCUCGGUUGGGAGAUUCACAGGAGCCUUUGCCAUGAUGAGCCGCCUAUGAUUCCAUUCUAUUUGGAAGAUACAGUUGAAUUGUCAAAUUAAAUAGUCAUGGGAUAUUUAUAUGCAGAAUGACGUACGUUGUAUUAUAGAGGAUAAGUAGCUGUCAAUUUUUCUUUAUGCUAAUAUAAGUUGGCAGUUUUCUUGUGUAUAGUCUGUCUACCUCACUAGGUGCAUGAGGAUUAAUCAAUACAGCAAGUCAUGUGGCAGUCCUAGAUGACUGUUCUAAUACUGAAUGUUGUUUUACUGGCCUAGCUAUCUAACGGUCUAAGCAUCGUAACCCCAAUGUUAUAUGUGUCUAUAGAAUAUGUAACUCGGCAUAGUUGAUGUUAUGGUAUCAACUAUCAAGUGCUUUACUCAUGUAAGCAACAUAAAAGGAGUAGGGAGCGUUGGAGGAUUUCAAUUUCCUCAAUCUUUUCCUUGGGAAUUUCAACUUGAAUAGUAAUUCUAUUCAUUUCA
This is a messenger RNA of Rosa chinensis, 1579 nucleotides long. Its product is annotated as pyruvate dehydrogenase (acetyl-transferring) kinase, mitochondrial. Gene Ontology annotation, cellular component: mitochondrion. Gene Ontology annotation, biological process: regulation of glucose metabolic process; protein phosphorylation. Lineage: Eukaryota; Viridiplantae; Streptophyta; Magnoliopsida; Rosales; Rosaceae. Bases 1 to 1110 code for a protein of 369 amino acids. The record is from RefSeq and is a predicted model, not a curated record. The transcript has 6 exons. Gene Ontology annotation, molecular function: pyruvate dehydrogenase (acetyl-transferring) kinase activity.